UCUACGAAUAUGAGUUCUGGAGUGCGCUUGCGGCUUCUCCCGAGUAGCAAGUGCUUAUUCAAUGAGGCGAUUCAGACAACAAUUGACGGACUAGUCCCCGGGCAGUGCGUGGAAUUGACCGCAAAACUCACCGAUGACAAAGGCGUAACAUUCAAGUCAUCGGGCACGUAUAGAGCAGAUCCAAGGGGAGAGAUACGUUUAGACAGCCAUCCUUCCCUUGGCGGCAGCUACAGUGGAGUUGAACCCAUGGGCCUUUUUUGGUCCAUGAGACCGGAGACGCCCCAUGUGAAACUAUGGAAGAGAGACGCGUUAAGCCCGUGUCUUGUGGAUAUUGAAGUUCACGACAGCGAGAGACAGGGGCAUAUUCUCGCCAGAGAGAAAAAUAAGAGAGGAUUCAUGGUAGAAGGUUUGCGGCGCAUACCAAUAAAAGAAGGAAGAAUUAGGGGUAUCCUCUUUCUGCCACUUGGUCCAGGUCCGUUCCCAGGCAUUGUGCAUAUGCAUACUUUAGGCGGUGGGCUGUCAGAAGUCAGUGGAUCCCUGCUAGCAAACCAAGGCUUUGUGGUUUUGAGUCUGGCUUUCUAUGGCUAUGAGGACUUGCCAAAAAACAUGACAAAGCUUGAUUUGGAAUACUUUGAAGAGGCCAUAAUGUUCCUGAGAAAACUGCCUGAGGUCAAAGCGCCUGGAGUUGGCAUACUGUCCAUCUCGAAAAGUGGCGAUUUGGCACUGUCCAUGGCUUCUUUCCUGACUGGUGUCUCAGCAACAGUCUGUGUCAAUGGUUGCAAUGCUAACAUCCUGGUCCCACUGCACUACAAGGGCAUGGUCAUCCCACCCCUUCUUGUAGAUGCAAAUAGAGCCACGGCCACAGAGUCUGGGGUUCUGGAUGUUAGCAACUGCCUUUUGGACCCCAUGGCCCCGGAGAACCAGGGAUCCCUCAUCCCCAUAGAGCGAGCCAAGUGCACGUUCCUGUUUGCUGUAUCAGGGGAUGAUAGAAACUGGAAUAGCUGCUCUUUUGCAGAGCAGAUGAUGAAGCGACUGAAGGAUCAUGGGAAAGAUGACUCCGAGCUGGUGGUUUACCCGAAGGCAGGGCACUUACUGGAGGUGCCCUACAUGCCGCAUUGUGCCACUGGCAUGCUUGCUGCUGUUGGCAAUGCUGUGGUGGCGUUUGGGGGUGACCCCAGUGCUCAUGCUGAGGCGCAGGUGGACCUCUGGAAUAGAAUUCCAGAAUUUUUCCGGAAACAUCUUGACAGCAAAGACGAGCUGAAAUUUGCAUACCAGGAGAAGGUGGGCGUGGAAGAUGCCAUCAUCUGCCUGCUGCACAGUACCCACUCUCAUCUGGACAAGGGGAAAGGUGCUGUGAGAAUCAUGUUCUUUGACUUCUCCAGCGCCUUCAACACCAUCCAGCCUGCCAGACUGAGAGACAAGCUUGUGCAGAUGGGGGUAGACACUCACCUGGUAUCCUGGAUUACAGACUACCUGACGGAGAGACAACAGUUCGUCAGGAUGAAGGACUGUUUCUCAGAGCAGGUGGUCAGCAGCACCGGAGCACCACAGGGGACUGUGCUUUCACCGGCCCUGUUCACCCUGUAUCUGACUUCAGGCACAACUCAGAGUCAUGCCACAUGCAGAAGUUUUCAGACGACACUGCAAUAG
Conger conger (European conger) is the source of this 1650-nucleotide messenger RNA. Its product is annotated as acyl-coenzyme A thioesterase 1-like. Lineage: Eukaryota; Metazoa; Chordata; Actinopteri; Anguilliformes; Congridae. Gene Ontology annotation, biological process: acyl-CoA metabolic process; fatty acid metabolic process. Gene Ontology annotation, molecular function: fatty acyl-CoA hydrolase activity. Bases 10 to 1650 code for a protein of 546 amino acids. The transcript is spliced from 4 exons. The record is from RefSeq and is a predicted model, not a curated record.